Messenger RNA from Closterium sp. NIES-65, 864 nucleotides. The record is from the annotation of a GenBank genome assembly. NCBI's taxonomy places the organism in Eukaryota, Viridiplantae, Streptophyta, Zygnematophyceae, Desmidiales, Closteriaceae.
GCCCUACUACUGCUUCCGCUGCUACUCGAUCUGUCGCACGCCCCGCGGCGUGCGACCGGCGCGCGGUGAUUUCUUUCUGGCGCGCGCCCCGAGGCAUGCGACCCCGCCUCUCUUGUCGCGGCCCCACCCUUCUCGCGGCCCCGCCCUACGUCGCGGCCCCGCCCUACUUCGCGGCCCCGCCCUACGUCGCGGCCCCGCCCCUUGUCGCGGCCCCGCCACCUCUCGUCGCGGCCCCGCCAUCUCUCGUCCCGGCCCCGCCACUCUCGUCGCGGCCCCGCCCUUCGUUGCGGCCCCUGCCGCCCUUCGUCGCGGCCCCGCCGCCCUUCGUCGCGGCCCCUGCCGCCCAUCGUCGCGGCCCCUGCCGCCAUUCUCCACCGCGGCCCCGCCACCUCCCUUGCGGCCCCGCAGCCCUGCACCGACCCGACCCCGCCUCUGCUGGCCCCGUCGCCUGCCCCUGCGGCCCUGGCUCCACCUCUGCCGGCCCCGGCGCCGCCUCUGCUGGCCCCGUCGCCGCUCCACCCGGCCCCGCCGCCGUCCCCAAGCGGCCCCGCCGUCACCACCGAGCCGCCGGCGCCGCCGAGCUAGUGCCGAGUCACCCGAGCCGCCCGAGCCGCCCGAGCCGCCCGAGCCGCAGCGCCACCUCAGCCGCCCGAGCCCCCGGUCGCCGAGCCGCCAAGCUGCAGUUGCUGCCGAGCAGCCGUACCGCCGAGCCGCCGAGCCGCCCGAGUCGCCCGAGCAGCCAAGCCGCCCGAGUCGCCCAAGCAGCCGAGCCGCCCGAGUCGCCCGAGCCGCAGUUGCUGCAGUGCCGCCGUGCCGCUGAGUCGCCGAGUCGCCCAGUCGUCGAGCCUCCUCUUCCCACCACUG